AUGGCACCGACAUUCGGCCCGGAGCUGUUCGGAUCUUGGUUCGUUGCUGCUGUUGCCGCUGCCGCUCCAGGGCCCGAGGAAGCCUGGUUGCUCGAGCCGGUAGUCCCAGUUGCUGAAGGAGCCGAGCCCCCAUUCGUAGAGGCUGACGAUCCGGAGUUGGAGGUAGCUGAACCUGCACCGGUGGAUGCGGAAGCUGCUCCCACCGUUGUGCCGGAUGAUUCUGGCGAAAGUGCUGGCGAAGGAUUAGACGAAGGAUCAGACAAUGGCUCCGAGGAUGGGGCAGAAGAUGGAGCAGGUGAUGGAGCAGGUAUUGAACUAGAUGAGGCAGGGCUUGGGCUAAUUGAAGUGGUUGGACUCUCACUUGACUCGUCUGGCUCGUCAUUAGGCUCGUCAGGUGCGGGGAUAUAG
This is a messenger RNA of Coniosporium apollinis CBS 100218, 408 nucleotides long. RefSeq lists its product as uncharacterized. The coding region runs from base 1 to 408 and encodes 135 amino acids. The record is from RefSeq and is a predicted model, not a curated record. NCBI's taxonomy places the organism in Eukaryota, Fungi, Ascomycota, Dothideomycetes. The transcript has a single exon.